AUGGCAGGACCCGGUAUAGAGUCCGAGACUCAAUGGCCCCCGCGAUCUCCACACGACGUUCUCCUUAGCACACCCAAGGGACGCGAAAAGCUACGUCGCAUGGCCGAGCGAUCGUCACCGUCACCGUCUCCGAGUAAGGCACAUCGACGGACACCCGCGCUGUCUACUCGGACUGGAAACUCUUUUCGCGGCGGUACACAAGACGCUGGAAUGGAUAUGGAUGAGAAUGAAGACGACGACGAAGAUGAGGACGAGGAGAUGCUGCAAUUGAAACUCCAAGCAAUUCAAGCGAGACUCAAGCUAAAGAAAUUGCAAAGCGCCAAGGCAAAAAAGGCCCUUGGAGGUAGUACUACGACACGGCCUGAAUCUAUAUCUAUACCAGAUGUUCCAAUUGCUAGCAGGGCCCGCUCUCGAGCAGACUCGUUACGUUCUGGUCCAACAACACGACCACAGUCGCAAAUGGAAGUUCAAGUUCCAGCAUCUCCGGUGAGGAGAGCGCAAACGGCGCAAGGCGACGGCUCCCCUAGUAGAGUACGUCUUGGCAUAGACAAGGGAAUCAAGGCGAAAGACAUAUCGCUAAAAAGAGCCCCAAGCUUUAAGAGGACUACUGAGAGCCAAAAUGGGGCCCAAGGAGGUUAUCUCCGAAGAGCGCACACGCCCGCUCCCGGUGGUGCUGAACAACAGACAAAACAGGAACGGCCGAUGACUUUUAGUGAGAGACUAGCCGCGGCUAGGUCAGAGGAGUCAACUCGGAUAGAGAGGCAGGAAAGGGUGAGGCAGGCAAGGAGUAACGCCUUUGAGCUCGGCAGACAGGAAAUGGAGCAGUUAAAAAGCACAGCGAAGGAUAUACCCGACAUCCCGUUACAGCCCGAACAGUAUAGCCGUGAACAAGUCAUAGCUACUAGUCGGAUUAAACGUAGUGAUACCGUCUCCAGCCUAAGACGGCCUACGCUGGAUGAGAAUCGCCCUGGGACCAGCUCAGGGGGGACAGUGGAACCUCAAGCACCUCCUGAAGAAGUGCCGGAGGAGGAAGCCUCUGCAUUUGAACCGUACUCAAGUGUCCACCUCUCGAAGCGAGUGAUACCGCAUACGACUCUUACCCGGAACCUAUCGGGCAAGAAGACAUAUGUGAUAAAAGACCUAUUAAAACACGUCAAGGCGCCAGAAUUUCAGCUUCCAGAGAUCGAGCAGGAUAUAGUAGUCUUCGGUAUCCUAGCUUCAAAGUCCGACCCUCGUUCGCAUAAGACCUCAAACAACAACUUAAAAGAAAAAGUAGAGUCUGAUCCAGCCAGAGGAAAGUACAUGGUCCUACAGCUUGUGGAUUUACAAUGGGAAGUCGAGCUCUUUCUUUUCAAUUCUGGCUUUGAUCGAUAUUGGAAAUUAGUUCCGGGUACACUUCUAGCCAUCUUGAAUCCAAAUAUCAUGCCGCCGCCACCAGGCCGCACCGACACAGGGCGCUUCAGUCUAGUGAUCAACAGUGGCGAGGAUACCAUUCUAGAGAUAGGUACAGCGCGAGACCUUGGGUUCUGUAAGAGCAUAAAAAAGGAUGGGGAACACUGUAAUAGUUGGGUUAAUCGCAAGCGCACCGAAUUCUGCGAGUUCCACAUGAACAUGGGGCUGGCCAAGCACCGACAGGCUCGACAAGACGUGAAUGCGUUCAACACCGGACUCGGCCCAAGGAAAGACGACGGAGAGGGUAGGAGAUACAAGAAAUCGUACCGCCUUAACGACUGGGAGCACGCCAACGACCCCAAGAAGAAGAGCAGGGGCAACUUCGACAGAAGCACGCAAAGCCAGUGGUUCAUCUCCAAGCCGAGCGCCGCCAGUAUGCUCGACAACGAGAUACUAGGCGGACAUAUCGCUGAUCGCACCGAGCGCAGCGAAGCCCUAAAGAGACGCCUCGUAACCCAGGAAAAGGAGCGUGAUAUCAUGAAACAGCUAGGCAAGGUCGGGUCUGGUGCCGGCAAAGAAUACAUGAAAAGGGGUGUUGGUGGUAGUAGCACUCAACGCUCGGCUUCGGGCUCUAGCUUACUAUUCGCAACCUCGUCGACACAAGCCGGCGGAGACGAGCCCAGGCAAGAUCUCGACGCAAGAUCCCUCGGGCUAGUCCGUGCGAAGGGCCAGGAACCCAAGAUGCACCUCAGUCCUAUAAAGCGUAAGCGCAGCGAGGGCGUGCGACCAUCCUCCAGCUCUGCGGCACUCGCUAGUAGCAAACCUGCGCUCGGUUGGGGCGGUAACCUGAAGGAGAAACUAACUCGCAUGAGAGACGGCGAGAAGUUGCGGCCUGCGAUAAACCUGAAUUCCAGUAGCGACGGGAUUGGAAAUACGGACAAUGACGGCAGUAGCGUUAGUGUCGGCGCUGUUAGCUCUGCCUCUAGAUCUCCGGCUCGCAAAAAGACGCGCUUCGUCACGGAAAAGGGCAUUCGCGAGGCCGGGCGCGAAAGUCUCGGCGCGGAGCUAACCCCAGGCGCGGGGGUCGAAGACGUGUUUAAUACCCGUGCUGCUACUCCCGGCAUCGAUAGGGGUAGGGAUAUCAGUAGUAGGAGUAGCAGAGCGAGGCCAAGACAGAUGGUCGUUCUAGACGAGGACGACGACGACGAGUUGGAAAUUCUCCGGUAG
Molecule: messenger RNA, 2619 nt
Organism: Daldinia childiae
Lineage: Eukaryota; Fungi; Ascomycota; Sordariomycetes; Xylariales; Hypoxylaceae
Product: DNA replication licensing factor mcm10
Exons: 1
Coding region: 1-2619 (872 amino acids)
Biological process (GO): DNA replication initiation; DNA replication
Cellular component (GO): replication fork protection complex; nucleus
Molecular function (GO): single-stranded DNA binding; DNA replication origin binding
Source: RefSeq, a predicted model, not a curated record